AGAGGAAGACAUAGAGAUAUAGGAAGAGUGAGAGAGAGAGACAGAAAAAGGAGAACCACUGGAAAGGACCAUCCAGAGGUGUUGGCACCUAGACACACUUCUGCAUCAGGUUUAUUCUUAGCUUGCACUCGUACUUGGAGUUUCCUGUCACUUUUUUUCCACUCCACCGAACCCACGAUGCACUGGGCAGUGUUGCUGCUGUCCCUAGUCGGAGUCGGGGUGGCCCUGAGACCUGAGUGGAAGCCUGGGACGUACCUGGCCACAGAGGCUGGGGCACUUCUGUUUGUGAAUGAUUACAACUCGACUGCUGAGGAAGUGUUCUCCUACAGCACAGAGGCAAGCUGGGAGUAUAAAACCAACCUGACAAACGAGAAUUCCCAGCAAGAGAUCACUGCAAAUCUGGAGAAGCAAGGUUUCACAGAAGCAUGGGGAAAGCUGGCGAAGCAAUUAUUUAAUGAUGCACUCAUGGACACUUUUACUGAUCCAAACCUCAAGAGCCUUAUCAAAAAGAUCAAUGUCCUGGGACCCGCCAACCUCCCGGAAACAGAACGAGAGAAGUACAAUGUCAUUCAGAGUCAGAUGGACAACAUAUAUUCCACCUCAAAGGUGUGUCCCAAACCAACAGAAUGUUGGUCUUUAGAGCCUGAGUUGACAAAGAUCUUGGCCACAUCCCGGAGCUACAAGCAACUGCUGUAUGCCUGGGAAGGUUGGCACAACACCUCUGGAGGACCACUCAAACCCCUUUACCCUCAAUUUGUUGAACUCAGCAACAAAGCUUCCAUUAUGGAUGGUUUUGAAGACACCGGUGCUUAUUGGCGUUCCUGGUACGAGUCUCCAACUUUCGAGCGGGACCUCGAAGGCCUGUUCAUGCAGCUGCAGCCCCUCUACCUAAACCUGCAUGCAUUUGUCCGUCGCAAGCUGUAUGACUUCUACGGCCCCAAGUAUAUCAAUCUCAAAGGCCCCAUUCCUGCUCAUCUGCUUGGUAACAUGUGGGCACAAAGCUGGAACAACAUAUAUGACUUGAUGAUCCCUUUUCCUAAUAAGCCUAAUGUGGACGUGACUAACACUAUGGUUGCUAAAGGAUACAAUGCCACCCAUAUGUUUCGGGUAGCUGAAGAAUUCUUCACCUCUCUUGGGCUGAAAGAGAUGCCUGCCCGGUUUUGGGAAAAGUCUAUGCUCGAGAAGCCCACUGAUAAUCGAGAGGUGGUCUGUCAUGCCUCUGCGUGGGACUUUUAUAACCGGGAAGACUUUAGGAUUAAACAGUGUACCACAGUGACUAUGGAGCAGCUCUUUACAGUGCACCAUGAGAUGGGUCAUGUAGAGUAUUACCUGCAAUACAAAGACCAGCCAGUCAGCUUCAGGAGAGGAGCCAACCCUGGCUUUCAUGAGGCCAUUGGAGAUGUGCUGUCUCUUUCAGUAUCGACACCCAAACACCUGAAUACUAUUGGCCUGCUUGACACACUAACCGAUGACAUUGAAACCGAUACAAAUUACCUGUUAAAGAUGGCAUUGGAGAAGAUUGCCUUCCUUCCUUUUGGAUACCUGAUUGAUCAGUGGCGCUGGGGAGUGUUCAGUGGACGGACACCACCUGAACGCUACAAUUCAGAGUGGUGGUACCUCAGAACAAAAUACCAAGGUAUCUGUCCACCGGUGAGACGAACAGAGGAGAAUUUUGAUCCUGGGGCAAAAUAUCAUAUUCCAGGAAACACUCCAUAUAUCAGGUACUUUGUGAGCUACAUCCUGCAGUUCCAGUUUCACAAGAAGCUUUGCCAGGAAGCUGGACACACCGGACCACUGCAUAAGUGUGACAUCUACCGAUCCACCAAGGCCGGGGCUGUUUUAGAAAAAAUCAUGAAGUUUGGUUCAUCAAGGACUUGGAUGGACGUGCUGCAGGAGACUUUGGGAACAAACAAAAUGGACGCCAGUGCCCUAAUGGAAUACUUUCAGCCCAUCACCACCUGGUUAGAGAACCAGAACAAGCAGUCGGGUGAAAUACUCGGCUGGCCUGACUUUGAUUGGAUGCCUCCUGUUCCACAAGGUUACCCAGAAGACAUUGCUGAGAAAAUAACCGAUGAGGCACAGGCGAAAGACUUCCUGACUGAUUACAACGCCACAGCAGAGGAGGUCUGGAACACUUACACUGAGGCGUCGUGGGCUUACAACACUGACAUCAAUGAAGCAAACAAGCAGACUAUGCUGCAGAAAAACCUUGACAUGGCCAAACACACAAAGGACUACGGAUUAAAGGCACGCAAGUAUGACACUACUGAUUUCCAGGAUGCUUCAGUGAAAAGGAUCCUAAAAAAACUGAGUGAUCUGGAGAGAGCUGCACUCCCGGAUGCAGAACUGAUAGAGUACAAUGACUUGUUGGCCUCUAUGGAGACCACAUACAGUGUAGCAAAAGUCUGUGAAAAAGACGGGUCCUGUCUUCCUCUCGAUCCAGACCUAAACAAGAUCAUGGCUGAGUCCAGGGACUACGACAGGCUGCUGUUUGCCUGGCAGGGCUGGCGAAAUGUUUCAGGAAGAGAACUGCGCCAAACCUACAAGAGAUAUGUGGAGCUUGCCAACUUAGCUGCCAGGAGUAACGGUCACACUGACAAUGGUGCUUUCUGGCGCUCCUUGUACGAAACACCCACAUUCGAGCAGGAUCUGGAGGGGUUAUGGAAAGAACUGCAACCGCUCUAUCUCAACCUUCAUACGUACGUCCGAAGAGCGCUCUACAAAAAAUAUGGAAAGGAACGCAUUAACCUUAAUGGGCCCAUCCCUGCACAUUUACUAGGAAACAUGUGGGCACAGACCUGGUCAGGAAUCAUGGACUUGGUGAACCCGUACCCUGGUGCCACUCAAGUGGAUGUCACACAAUCCAUGAUAGACAAGAAAUGGGAUGCUGUGCGAAUGUUCGAGGAGUCCGACAACUUCUUCAAGUCAUUGGGCCUGGAACCAAUGCCUCCGGAAUUCUGGAGCAAGUCGAUGCUGACGAAGCCUGCAGACCGUGAAGUGGUGUGUCAUGCCUCAGCCUGGGAUUUCUACAACCGCAAAGAUUUCAGGAUUAAGCAAUGUACAGUGGUGACCAUGGACGAUCUGAUCACGGUGCAUCACGAAAUGGGUCAUGUGCAAUAUUUCCUCCAGUAUAAGGACCAGCCCAUCUCGUUCCGUGAUGGCGCCAACCCGGGAUUCCAUGAAGCCAUUGGAGAUGUUCUGGCGUUGUCAGUGUCCACACCCAAGCACCUUAACACCAUCGGUCUGCUCGAUAAGGUCGAGGACAACCAUGAGAGCACUAUAAACUUCCUGAUGAGCAUCGCCCUGGAUAAAAUCGCCUUCCUGCCAUUUGGUUACCUGAUGGACCAGUGGAGGUGGAAGGUGUUCGAUGGCAGGAUAUCGAGUGAUGAGUACAACAAGGAGUGGUGGAAUCUCAGGCUGAAGUACCAGGGCUUGUGCCCACCUGUAACCCGCACAGAGGAUGACUUUGACCCAGGUGCCAAGUUCCACAUCCCGGCCAACGUGCCCUACAUCAGGUACUUUGUCAGCUUUGUGAUCCAGUUCCAGUUCCAUGAAGCUCUGUGUGCAGCUGCGGGUCACACUGGACCUCUCCACACCUGCGACAUCUAUAAGUCUACAGAGGCAGGAAAACGCCUCGGCGAUGCGAUGAAGCUGGGCUUCAGUAAGCCCUGGCCCGAGGCGAUGACCAUGAUCACCGGCCAGCCCAAAAUGUCUGCACAGGCUUUGAUGAAGUACUUCCAGCCCCUCACCACCUGGCUAGAGCAGGAGAACAAGAAAAACGGUGAUAUCCUCGGCUGGCCCGACUACAGCUGGACACCAACCACGACAGCUGCAGUUGUGGAGGAGACCGUUCCUACUGUGGAUUUCUUAGGCUUGAAUGUGGAUGAAGCUGCAGCUGUAGCUGGACAGUGGGUUCUGCUUGUGUUCGGCAUCGCCCUUCUGGUCUCCACUUCUUUCCUGGCCUACAAAUACCAGAAAUCCAGGCGCCUAAACAAGAAGUCCGUCUCCCAAAUGGAGCUCAAAUAGGAAUACACAUGUAGGCUAAAGGUCCUGUAUUUGAUUUCCCUACAAAAAAAAACCCUUGUUUAUUUAUUAAUAAUUUCUUUCGGGUCAAUUUAGUUUGACUAUGCAAAAAGAAAAACGAAGAAGUCCAAGUGUUGUAAUUUAUUUGUACAAAAAUAUAUUAAAUGUUGGGUGGGUUUUCAAUGAUUUGUUUGUAAAGGCCAAAUUGUGUAUGCAUUUUUAGAUUAAUUUUAUUGGUAAAUACAUUUAUAAUAAAUACAUAUUCCAA
Messenger RNA from Clarias gariepinus (North African catfish), 4291 nucleotides. It is a transcript of the gene ace, whose product is annotated as angiotensin I converting enzyme (peptidyl-dipeptidase A) 1. The transcript has 25 exons. The coding region runs from base 178 to 4026 and encodes 1282 amino acids. NCBI's taxonomy places the organism in Eukaryota, Metazoa, Chordata, Actinopteri, Siluriformes, Clariidae. Gene Ontology annotation, biological process: proteolysis. The record is from RefSeq and is a predicted model, not a curated record. Gene Ontology annotation, cellular component: plasma membrane. Gene Ontology annotation, molecular function: peptidyl-dipeptidase activity; metallopeptidase activity.